This is a messenger RNA of Lactuca virosa, 1630 nucleotides long. Lineage: Eukaryota; Viridiplantae; Streptophyta; Magnoliopsida; Asterales; Asteraceae. The record is from the annotation of a GenBank genome assembly.
GCAUGCGUCCGCAAUAUAUGUGUGGGAGAGUUUGGAAUCCUCUUCUUUUCUCUCCUUCGUCGGAGAAACGAUCAUGGCUGCUGCCGCUCUUACUCCUACUUCCACGCUUCUUCUCUUCUGCAUUCUCUAUGCUGUUCUUUGGAUCUCACUUUGCUCAGAUCAGAAGCUUACUACACUUAAAGGCAUUGAGGUCGGGAAUCCAGCUAUAGAAGUCAUUCCAGCGCCAAUUUAUGGCCCUUCUGGAGGAUCUGGAGAUGUUUUGUUCUGUGGGCGUGUUCCAGUAUCUGGUGUAUCCCGAUUGAAACUCCAGCAUUAUGCAAGUGUCUAUCAGGUUACAUUGGUCCCUUCAGUAUUGAUCCCUAAGCAAUGGCACAACAAGAUUCAAGUUUGCUUUCAACGGAAUUCGUCACUAGGAUUAUGCCAGUGUGAGAAGGAUGAUUGGAGAUCUCUUCAAAAUGGGUUAUGGAGUUCCACUAUGUCACCUUACGAGCAGACUUUUGUUGAUGUGAAGUUUGGUGAUGGGGUUUCUGGUUCUGUAACUGUCAGUCUUGAUGAAGUGCAACAAAAAUGGCGUUACAUAUUGCUAGCUGUGGGAUUUGUUUUACUGUUUUUGGCACCAUUUGUCAGUGAAUGGGUCCCCUUUUACUACACCAGUUCUAUGGCCAUUGGAGUUCUAGCUGUUGUUCUCAUACUACUUUAUCAGGCAAGGAAAUUGCUGCCAACUGGCAGGAGAAAUGCAUUUUACCUUGGUAUAAUGUCCACAGUACUUGGAGCAGGAUCUUUUGUGGUGCAUAGCCUCUCAGCAUUUCUGAAUUCAUUUCUCCAAAACUUUGGGAUAAGCCAAGAAGUCCAGAACCCAGUUUCUGUUUUUGUGGUGCUUGGAAUCAUCUUGUUAGGAGCUGGUUUCGGAUAUUGGCUGGUGAGGAAAUAUAUUAUUUCUGAAGAUGGAGAAGUUGAUGUUGGAGUUGCACAAUUUAUCAAAUGGUCCAUGCGUGUAGUUGCAGUCACAUGUAUUAUCCUGAGCACUAAAGACACCCCUUUGGCAAUGGCUGCAGUGGGGUCUUGUUUGGGUUUAUACUACAUGAUCACAAAGAUGAAGUGGCGCUACCAUGAGAGCAGGAGGGCUGAAUCAUAUUCUGGAAAGCAGAACCUCUGGGGUAAGAGUAAGAGUAAGAGCAAACAAACAACCCCAAACCACGGAAAACCUGAAUUCCUUAGUCGGUCAAAAAAGAACACCCCUUCAAGGAGUGGUCAAAUGAAUAGUUUCAGGUGGUCAAACUCAAACUCUCCCACCGCCAAAGGCAUAUCAUCUGGAAGUGGAAGUGGAAGUGGAAGUGGAAGGCAAGGUGAUGUUUAUUCGACAUUUCACAAGACUCCAAACAGGAAGAAGUUUUCAAAGAAGGAAUGGGAGGAAUUCACAGAGGAAUCAACGAGAGAAUCAAUUGCGGAAUUGGCAUCGACUCCUGAAUUCACGGAUUGGGUAAUCAACAAUGCUGAUAGAAUCAAACUCCUUCCGGAAGAUAAUUCGGAUGGAAGCGGAAGCGGAUCGGAUUCUACAGAUGAGUAUUAUAAUAAUGUGCAACAGAGUGGAACUGGCCAAGGCUUUUUUAACUGGCAAAUGCGAAAGUGA